ACCCACAAAAUCGCCCUCCUUUUUAUCCCUCCCGCCCACGCUCUCACACCCGCCGGCUUCUCCUUGUCUCUGCUCUCCACACGCGGAGUGGAGGAGGGAUUAAUCGGAAGCAUAUCAAUCGGCGGCCAUGACGAUCGGCGGCGCGUCCUCCAGCGUCGUAGUAGUGCCACGCAACUUCCGGUUGCUGGAGGAGCUGGAGCGUGGCGAGAAGGGCAUCGGCGACGGCACCGUCAGCUACGGCAUGGACGACGACGGCGACGACAUCUUCAUGCGCUCCUGGACCGGCACAAUCAUUGGACCACUCAACUCUGUGCACGAGGGGCGCAUCUACCAGCUGAAGCUCUUCUGCGACAAGGACUACCCCGACAAGCCGCCCACCGUGCGCUUCCACUCCAGGAUCAACAUGCCCUGCGUCAACCCUGACACCGGACUGGUCGAAAGCAAGAAGUUCCAUAUGCUGGCAAACUGGCAGAGGGAGUACACCAUGGAGAAUAUCCUGACGCAGCUGAAGAAGGAGAUGGCCGCGCCGCACAGCCGCAAGCUGGUUCAGCCUCCAGAAGGGACCUUCUUCUAGUCAUACCGUGAGAUGUUCGAGGGCAUGUUCCUGUUGCUGCUGCUGCUGCUAUAUACUCAUAUAGGAUUGGAUUGCUAUCUCUGUCCAUGGCACGCACCGUUCGUAACUAUCACCUGCCCCCAAAUCUGUCACCUGAAAGGUAGUAGUACUAGAUGUGUAUGUAGUGCAGUGUUGUUGGUAAUUACUGAAUCGCCUUGCUAAUGCCUAAUGGCUGCCCUGCUUGCUAUCAUAUGCAUGCCAAUGUGAAGGACAGGUUUGGCUUGGUUUGAACGCUGAGAGAGAUUGAAUAACACGAGACCUCCUGUAUCUGGCACCGUAUAGACUCCUAUGAUUUAUGCAUGUGUGUUAAGACUAA
Oryza sativa Japonica Group (Japanese rice) is the source of this 929-nucleotide messenger RNA. RefSeq names its product ubiquitin-conjugating enzyme E2 variant 1C. Gene Ontology annotation, biological process: protein K63-linked ubiquitination; DNA damage tolerance. Lineage: Eukaryota; Viridiplantae; Streptophyta; Magnoliopsida; Poales; Poaceae. Gene Ontology annotation, cellular component: nucleus. The record is from RefSeq and is a predicted model, not a curated record.